This is a messenger RNA of Phalaenopsis equestris, 2391 nucleotides long. RefSeq names its product probable DNA helicase MCM9. The record is from RefSeq and is a predicted model, not a curated record. Gene Ontology annotation, molecular function: single-stranded DNA helicase activity; ATP binding; single-stranded DNA binding. Lineage: Eukaryota; Viridiplantae; Streptophyta; Magnoliopsida; Asparagales; Orchidaceae. Gene Ontology annotation, cellular component: MCM complex; nucleus. Gene Ontology annotation, biological process: double-strand break repair via homologous recombination. The transcript has 20 exons. Bases 71 to 2062 code for a protein of 663 amino acids.
AAACCUGUAUUGCUCUUUUCCAUAUCUGGAAAAUCAGAAAUUAUCGGGAAGCUCUCUUCCCGCGAAUAGAAUGAAAGCAGUCGCACCGUCGCCGCCGGAGACGUCUCCCACCGACGUCGUGCAGGCCUUCGCCCGCUUCCUCCUCAGCCACCAUUCUCCUUGCCUCCGCUCUAUCCUUCUCUCCGAUGACCUCACUCUCCACUAUUCAAUCCCCAUUGACUUCGCGGAGCUUCUGGAAUUCGAUCCGUCCCUCGCUUACCAGCUCUUCUCUCAGCCAGCCGACCUGUUGCCCCUCUUUGAUCAAGCCGCGCGCAUUUCGCAGACGGUUGUUCUUGAUGGAUCAGAUGGCUUCGAGGGCCGCGGGAGCACCAAGGAGUUCGUCCAUGUUCGUAUCAAUGUUACCGGUUCACCUCUUGAAUGCCCCGAAACUUUCCCGAAUAUUGGCAGGUUGAGGGUGAAGCACAGGGGAAUACUUCUUACUGUCAAGGGCACGGUUAUAAGAUCUGGUGCUGUUAAGAUGAUCGAGGGAGAAAGAGUAUACGAAUGUAGGAAAUGCAGGCAUAGGUUCAAAGUUCACCCAGAGCUAGAAACUGGAAACGCUGUAAGACUUCCAACGGCUUGUCCAUCAAGGAGUUCUAGAAUUUGUGAGGGAACAAGUUUCCAAUUUAUACCAGAUAGUAUAGUAUGCCAUGAUUACCAAGAGAUCAAGAUUCAGGAGAGCACACAAGUUUUGGGAGUUGGUUCUUUACCUCGAUCAAUACCCAUUAUCUUGAUGGAUGAUCUUGUUGAUGUUGUGAAAGCUGGAGAUAAUGUUAUGGUUACUGGGGUUCUAUCUGCAAAAUGGUCCUCAGAUCUCAAGGAUGUGCGGUGUGAUCUUGAUCCCAUUGUGAUUGCAAAUCACGUAAGGAGAACCAAUGAAUUAAAAUCAGAAAUUGAAAUCUCUGCCGAUGUCAUUAAAAAAUUUGAGCAUUUCUGGUCAGAUUUUAAGGACACUCCACUGAAAGGNAGGAAUGCUAUUCUUCAAGGGAUUUGCCCACAAGUUUUUGGUCUCUUCACUGUGAAGCUUGCAGUGGCCUUAACAUUAAUUGGAGGUGUCCAGCAUGUUGAUGGCUCUGGGACAAAGAUUCGUGGGGAGUCUCACCUUCUUCUUGUUGGUGAUCCAGGCACAGGUAAAUCUCAGUUUCUAAAGUUUGCUGCUAAAUUAUGCCAUAGAUCUGUGAUCACCACUGGGUUGGGGAGCACCAGUGCAGGUUUAACAGUCACAGCUGUCAAGGAUGGAGGAGAAUGGGUGCUGGAGGCUGGGGCGCUUGUUCUGGCUGAUGGUGGACUCUGCUGUAUAGAUGAAUUUGACAGUAUGAGAGUGCAUGAUAGAGCUACAAUUCAUGAAGCAAUGGAACAACAGACAGUAAGUGUUGCAAAGGCUGGCCUUGUGACAACUCUGAGCACUCGUACUAUUGUUUUUGGCGCAACUAAUCCUAAAGGACAAUAUGAUCCAGAUCAAUCAUUAUCAGUGAAUACGACAUUAUCUGGGCCAUUACUUAGCAGAUUUGACAUAGUUCUUGUCCUUCUGGAUAAAAAGAAUCCUGAAUGGGAUGCAGUUGUUUCUAAUCAUAUUCUAGCUGAGAAAGGAGAAGAAAAUUGUAGAAGAGAUUAUUCUGAAGACUUGGGUAGUGUCUGGUCCCUUCCAAUGCUUAGGAGGUAUAUCCACUAUGUUAAGCAGCGUUUCAAACCCGUCCUGACGAAGGAUUCAGAAAGAAUAAUUUCCAGUUACUAUCAGCUCCAGCGAAGAUCAGCAACCCAUAAUGCAGCUAGAACUACUGUCCGCAUGCUUGAGAGCUUAAUACGGUUGGCCCAAGCACAUGCACGGCUUAUGUUCCGAAACGUGGUUACCCAACUCGAUGCUAUUGCCGCCAUCCUCUGCAUAGAAUCAUCGAUGACAACAUCAGCAAUCGUUGAUAGUGUUGGAAAUGCUCUGCAUUCAAAUUUCACUGAGUUUCCAGAUCAAGAAUAUGCAAAACAGGGCAAAAUAAUUCUUGAGAAGUUAGGAGCAAUCAGUGACUAGUGUUGUCUAACAACAUAUGAGCUUCUUUGUUUUUCUUUUUUCUUUUUUUAAUGAGAUUAUGUUUUAUUUUCUGUUUUCUUGUAAUGUAGAGCACUUCGUUGCUGGACUGUAGGAAAUUGAUUCCAUUAUGGUUAUUGUAAGAGAGGAUCAUCACAAGCCUUCCCUUGGAUGUGUUUUCUUUGUACCAUGGGCUUGUUUGAAGGAGCCUCGCUGUUCUGCAAAGCUCCUUUAAAUGUCAUGUCCGUGGAACUGAGAUUUUCCAUUUGUGAUCUAAAACGGUGAAAAUUUAUUGUUCUGUUGAAACAAUUACAAGAGAUGUUGCUUUACCA